This is a messenger RNA of Harpegnathos saltator (Jerdon's jumping ant), 2379 nucleotides long. RefSeq names its product Coiled-coil domain containing protein 114. The record is from RefSeq and is a predicted model, not a curated record. NCBI's taxonomy places the organism in Eukaryota, Metazoa, Arthropoda, Insecta, Hymenoptera, Formicidae. The transcript has 7 exons. The coding region runs from base 708 to 2351 and encodes 547 amino acids.
AUGAUGUCGAUUGAAUUAACAGCGUGUAUCAAUAUCAAUCUGCGAUUUUAACCAUGAAAGCGAACCGCCCGGCAACUCCUCGAUUCCAGUCUGCCGAAGGAGCUGUCACUCGCGAGCUGAAGUUCAGGAUAUCAGCCGCUGACGUGUCGCGUAUCGAGCGACGCCGAGAUUGGAUUGCCGGAGCUUUGCGUGCGUCUGAAUGGUAAAAGUAAUAAUAUUUCGCAAUUGAUCCGCGCGAGGACCCAAGGAAACCUGCGGAUGUUACGUCGCUGGGCCAUUGCUUGGCAACCGGAAGUACCAAACAGAAGCAGCCACGCCACGCCGCGCCAUACAGCUGCUUCGGCUGCACGGGCUGGCAGAUGUCUUUCUCAAAUGUCAGUGCUGAAUGUCAUCGAGGGUCACGACUGGAGUGCUCCCAGUCCUCGUGACGUAUCUUCAUGAUCGACGGCGCCGAUCGCGAAGACGUCCACGUGUCUCGCAAGACCGACGGUCCUCCUCCUCCUUCUCCUCCUCUUCCUCCUCCUCCUCUAGGCCGUCUUCUAUGAAGCUGAUGUAAAAAGUGCGUGCGUGGAGCGAUCUCCGGAUCUCGUCGGUGACACGCGAGAAUUCAUCUAAAUGCGAUACGUACCUGUCGGAGAAGUCAGCCUUAACUUUCACGCGGAAAAUAGAAGUAACUGAAAAUCGCUGCUAACGCAUCAGACUCCAAAAUGGCGUACAGGCAGCAGCCGGUGCAGGACGAACUCGAGCUGGAGACAAUGGCGGAGGUCGAGCUCUCCAGGCUGAAGAGACAAUACAGAAUAAUGGAGAACGAUCGGGCGGCGUGCGUGGAGGACGCGAGGUUGCAGCUGCGUAAUCAGCAGAACAUGAUCGACCGUCUGGAGUACGAGAAGGCCGAGCUCCUGUUGGCGAUCAAGACCGCGAAAUCAAAGUCGUUCGCACGUAAAGACAUGAAGAUGGACGAGAAGCUGAGGUGUCUCCUGCAGAAGCACGACAAGUACAUCGACAUGAUAGAGAACGAGAAGCGGCAGAUAGCCGAGCUCGACCAGCAGAUCGGCAAGCUCUCGAAGGAAGUCGCCGGCCUGAAAACGAAAGUACGCAGUGACACGCAGCUGCGAGACCAGGCCGUGCGGCACAGCAGGAUGACACUCAUGCUGGAGAACCGGGUGGAAGUGGCCACGAAGAGGUUCAACCAGGUGAUAACGGGGAACGCGAAGCUGCGCGCCGAGAUCGAGACGCUGCUGAAGGAACGGUCGCAGUUCACGCAGAUGUGGAACAAGCUGAUCGGCCAGCUGAACACCGGCAAGCAGAUCAUCAACGACCUGAUCGAGCAGGCGACGAUCACGUUCAACCAACGCGACGAAGAGCUCAAUAAGAUCCAAGCGCUUCGCGAGAGGGGCAUACGAGACCUGAAGAAUCACACGUCGGAGAUGUGCGAGCUGAAGAGGACCUUGGAUAACGAGAUGAAGCUGCAGGAGUUCCUCGGCGUGAAGGGACAGUAUCGCGAGAUGGCCGACCUGAACGCGAAGAAGGAAGCCGAGCGGCAGGCUAAGAGAGAGGAGAAGCAGAACAAAAUAGCCGCCUUCACGCAUAACUUGCAGACGAUCAAGCAAUUCACCGGAGAGCAAGAAAUCGACAAGCUCACCGCCCACUUCAUCAAGCAAGAGGAGGAGAAUUUCGCGCUCUUCAAUUACGUGAACGAGCUGAACGACGAACUGGAGGGUCUUCAGUCGAGGAUGGAACAGUUGACGGCAGCGAUCGACGAGGCACGUAUCCAGAACGUGCAUCGCGACCAGGAACAGGCGGAGACCUUGGACAAGGUCACCAAGCAACUGGAGGAGCAGACCGCGUUGGCGGACGCUGCCGAAGAGGAUCUCACGAAGUGCAACGAGGUGAUGGAGAAGGUGCUAAACGGGAUCAACGCGCUCUUCGAGUCGAUACGAUGCGACAACUCGCCGAUUUUGGAACUGCUGGGCGACAACACCUCCGUGACCAUGAGCAACGUCAUGCUCUACUUGGGCAUUAUCGAGAAACAGAUCACCGAGAUGUUUCACAAGGUUUACUGGGUGGACAAGACCAGCAAGGCGCCGCAAAUGCGCCUGGACGAGAGCAAGAAGUCCAGGCUGAAAGUACCGAUCCUCGCCCGGAUCGUACCGACGCAACCCUGCUCCCUCUGCGUGGAGAAGGAGCAGAUGCAGUUCGUGUCGGAAGGCCUGGAGGUGCCGCUGACACGUGCCGAAGCCAUGCAGAAGCUGCAGCAGAGGCUCGAGGACGAUUACUCGGAGCUGCUUCACAACGUAUCAGACUGUCACUUACCGGCGGCUAGAAAGAUUAUACAAAGACGUUAUCAAUAAAGGGAGUCAACACAACAGCGUCCUGUUU